AUGGAAUCUAAGAAGACUCAGAACCGCCAUUCUCUUGCCUGCAAGUUUUGCCUCAGGACUCAGGAAACCUUGACUGUUCACCUGAGAAGAGCCUGCAAGAGAGAUGCAGAUGCAGAAGAAAUUGAGCUUCUGAUGCAGGAAGCAAAAGCAAAGAUGCGAUCAAUCCUGAAAGGGCUUAGUGUCGUUAAAUAUGAAGACCUGGACUAUAAGGAUUCUGAUCCUCUGGAUUUUUUUGUCAAUUUCCUUGAGAAAAAUGGCUGCUAUGUUAGAGGGAAGCCUGAGAAGUCAGCAAGCUCUCCCAUGGAAGAGAGAAUACGUCCAUCCGAUAUAAACAGAACCAAGGUGAACCUCAAUCGGGCAGCUGACAAAGUAGUGGAGAGACAGGCACCUUUUAAAGAUCUGGACCUGUCACAUAAGAAGACCAAACCUGUACAUGAAAAAGAGGUGGAGACACAAGGACCUGUUAAAGUGCUGGACCUCUCUGUCAGGUCACAUAAGAAGACCAAACCCAGCCCAGUGAAUGCUGAAAAAGUGCAGAGACACCGACCUAUUGCUGAACAGCCGGACCACCCCAUGGAGUCAGAAGAGGAGGACAUUGUAGGCCCUGUAAAUGAAAAAGAGGUGGAGACACGAGGAUCUUUUAAAAAGCUGGACAUCCCCAUCGAGUCAGAAGAGGAGGACAUCGCAGGCCCUGUAAAUCAAAAAGAGGUGGAGACACGAGGACCUUUUAAAAAGCUGGACAUCCCUGUUGAGUCAGACAAGGAGAACCAUGCAGGCCCAUCGACUGAUGAUAAUGAUGAUGAUGAAAAUCCAAAAAAGCUGGACCAGAGCAAGACAGAGUCACAUCUAAUUCUGCUGAAGAAAAAAAUGAAGGCAGCCGGGAUGUACAGGAAACACUCUCUUGAAUGUGAUCUUCUUGUUAGUUUCCGAACAUUUCUUCAGCAAGAAUUACGAGUUAGAAGAUGGUCACAAGAGGUUGGAAAUGUGGCCAGGUUUUUAUAUUUUGUGGACCCCUCCAAACCCUCCUUAAAGUUCCUGGAUGAUACACCGAAGGCAGAGAAGGCAGUGGCUUUUUUUACUGAACUGGCAAGUUUGGGGAACAGUCAUGCCACUCAGUUCACCUACCUGAAGCACAUUAAAAGGUUUGUUCGGUCUCAGAUGAAUACUCUAACUUCAUCACAUCAAUCUAAAGAAACAGUGGAAAGAUGUAAGCUGUUUCUCAAGAUGACUGAGGGUCUACAGGGAAAGCUGAGCAAAGGAAUUUCAGCUGAGACUGUGGGGAAAAAGUAUGACUACAUGACAUCUGGAAAAAAGGACCCAGUGGAGUGUCAGAGGAUUCUCGCAGUGGCAAGGCCAACGAUCGAGCAGCUGAUAAAGAAGGCCAAGAUGGGUGGAACACUUUUGGAUAAAGAAAAGUGUGUUGUCCUCUAUUACUUGGAGGCAAUAGUUGUCCUAAAGCAACUCCAGCGACCAGGAGUUGUGCAGAAUAUGACUGUUGAAGAAUGGCGCAACAGGAAAUUGUCGGACUGCAAGACACGUAUGGCCAUUGCUGUAAAAAAACAUAAGACUGCUACACAGCAAGUCGCCACUGUACUUUUAGAAGAAGAAGAAGAACAGUGGUUUGAUGUGUUCUAUAAAAAAAUACGGCCAUCCUUUGUCAGGAGUGGGACAAGCCCGAAGACAUUCUUCAUCUCAUCAUCAGGGGAGCCGAUUCACAGUGUGACAAACGACAUUGCUAGACUUCAUCAGAAGUUUAAUUUGCGCCCUGUGACUAGUCAAGAGGCUAGAAGAAGAAUGGAGACAUACAUGGCCUCCCACUUAAAAACUGAUGCAGAGAGGUACUCGUUUGCCAAGAUGCUGGGCCAUUCAAAUUUGACUGCCGAAAGGGUUUAUCGAGAGAAGACCAUUGAAAAUAUGGUAGAAGCGGCAGAAGUCAUGAAGAAGGCAUUGUAUGGCCCCCAGGCUUCGACAUCAAGGUUUAAACAGAUGCCACAGCAGCCACUGGAAACGGAAAGUACAGUAGUCUCUCGAGACUUGAGGGAGAAUGCUUUUGAGAGAUUCAAACAAGCCCGUCCAGUCACCCAUGAUGCAAAUCCUCCUUGCUUAAAGGCAGCGUUAGCCUUUUCCCAUGAGUACGGCCAGUACUGUUAUGAUCGAUGGAGAAAACUACAGAACAAGAUGAGGGUGGAUUAUGUUGCUGGAAUUUUCAAAUAUCAGAAACCAAAUGAAGAGAGAGUGAGAGAAUGUAUCGAAGGCCAUGCAUGGAAGACCAACUAACCACGGAUACGGGAUAUUCUGGAAACCAUAAAGCCACGUGGAUAGCAAACCAGGUUUCUAAACACGUGUCAAGUGGAGUGAGCAUGAAUUCAG
Xenopus laevis (African clawed frog) is the source of this 2370-nucleotide messenger RNA. RefSeq lists its product as uncharacterized. The coding region runs from base 1 to 2277 and encodes 758 amino acids. The record is from RefSeq and is a predicted model, not a curated record. Lineage: Eukaryota; Metazoa; Chordata; Amphibia; Anura; Pipidae. The transcript is spliced from 15 exons.